Messenger RNA from Owenia fusiformis, 892 nucleotides. The record is from the annotation of a GenBank genome assembly. NCBI's taxonomy places the organism in Eukaryota, Metazoa, Annelida, Polychaeta, Sabellida, Oweniidae.
AUUUCACUCGUGCUAUCAACAGCAACUGAGAUUUCAGCUGAGGACGCCGCGAUAUCUGAAGGCAAAGCAAAUGAAGAUGGCGACAUACCUGAUAAUAAUGAUGAUGACAUGCCAGAAGAACUCAAGAAAUUGUUGGAAAAGAACGGUACCCUUGGAGAGAGUCUCAUCAAAAUUAUUAAAAUGGGGAAAGACUUUUCAUCAGACAUCUGGAAUAAAACAUUGACUAAAGCAAGAAAUAUCACAAAGAUGGCUCGUAAAUCAAGCGAAACAUUACAGAAAUCGUUACGAUGGAUUGAUGUGGCUUUAGAUGGUGUCGACAAAGUCAUGGGUGGUAUAAUGGCUAUUCAAGGCAAGGCUUCCAAAAUACUACAUCUACUCAACGUGCUGAGCGAGAUCGAGUAUUCUUUACCAUACGACUAUCAGGAAGGACGUGUUUCAUCUGUAAUGGAAAUUUAUUAUGACAUUGAAGUUAAACUCUUCGAUUUUUUUAACCCGCGUCAAUGGACAUUUAGAUGGUUCAACACGGUACUUGGACAAAUCGAAGAUUUGACAUACAAGUGGCUUGAUCUGUGGUUUCCAAUAGUACGAAGGACAAAAAGAGCUUUCCGUUUUAUGAGAAAAGGCAUCAGACACCUCCAGGACAUUGCGCCAAGGUUUCAUGAAAAGUUUGAGCCAGACGUGAAUGUAUUGGCUGAAAGGUUGAAACAAAAAAUAGAUGAACUGGAAAAAGUUUCAAGAAAGAAGCUGAUAAAGGCAAGGGAGAGAGAAUAAAUGGACAGUGAUAUGCAUGCAGUAACCCACUAGAAUCAACGCUGCCUUCAAAUAAAGAAAAAUAUUUCUAUCAUAUAUCUGUUAUUUAUCAAGAUGAUCAACAAAUCGUGAAUAUCAAUUG